Molecule: messenger RNA, 339 nt
Organism: Emericellopsis cladophorae
Lineage: Eukaryota; Fungi; Ascomycota; Sordariomycetes; Hypocreales; Bionectriaceae
Exons: 2
Coding region: 1-339 (112 amino acids)
Source: RefSeq, a predicted model, not a curated record
AUGUUCCCCAGAAGCAUCAUCGCACUGCGCGUCUCGCGCGCUGUCAUGACCCCUGCCUCUUCGCGCGGCAUGGCCUUCACGUCUACCAGCCGUCUUGGCCUCAAGGAGUCAUCUGACAGUGAGAACAUCGACUACACCAAGCACAAGUCCGACUCGCUCGAGAAGCAGAAGCAGGGCAAGGGCCACUGGAAGCCCGAGCUCGCCUCCGACAGCGAGGAGGCAGUCAAGGCAGACCGCAGCGGCAGUGGACCUGAGGAGACGGCCAAGCUGCAGGAGAGGACAAAACGCGCGGCUGAGGAGUCGACCAAGGCGGGCACCAGUGUCAGGGACACCAUGUAA